GCUUGCGUAGUUGCAUUUCACUUCAUCCUAGACGAAAAGUGCUUUGAGAACGAUGUUCCAUCUCUGUUUUUCAACACUUCUUGACAGAAGCUUAAUUGCUUAGACAUAGAUCACAAACGGGGAUAAAACAGUUUUCGAUUCCUUCUCGUAAAGAUUAGCAUAGAAUGGUGAAAAAUGUGGUGUUCUUGAAUCGAAACUAGCCUUACUGUCCCUUACAAUCGCGUUGCGUCGAGUGAAAUCUCCUCUGCAUGUAUUUUUCGACAAUCCUGAAAGCUUUGAAAAUGAUUUAUCAGCUAUUUUGGUUCCUUACGACAUGUCUCACAUUUCUGUUCAAUGCACUCUGGCUUUGCUGCAAUUUUGCCUCGAUCGGAAUCCCCUGGCUCAUGCUGCUGUUUUUCCUAGUUUGCAUAGCUUCGAAAUUUGUAAAGCUCAGAUGUCCUGCCAGCGAAAUUGUACAAUCCAUGCUGCAUCGGAGUGAAAAAGGUGUAGGAUCGGAAGUGCUGUACUGGCCAAUAGUUAGCAGGGGUGGGGCUUUCGAUGCACCGGAGAACUCUCUCGCAGCCAUAAAUCAUUGUCUGUCCCAAAAAUGCUACAAUAUAUUGCUAGAUCUGAACAUCACUAGCGAUGGGCAUCUGGUUGUGCUGAAUCGAACAACCUUGGAGAAAGCCAACAUAAAUGAACCGAUUAAUAAGCUGAAGCUUAGUGAUUUGGAAUAUUUCAAUAUUGCAGAACAUCAUCCACUAGGGCAACAUUUUCAAUCCGAAAAAAUAAUCACGUUUGAAAGAUUACUCAAACUGUUGGAAACCAACGAGCUGACUGUAUUUUUGCUAGCAUCACAUACCAGUGCCAAACUGAUUGAACUUGUGCGGGAGGCAAUUGGAAACAAUUCUUUCUUCAUCAAACGCAUCGUAUUCUGCUGCUCAUCGCCGAUCUCGAUUUAUCAGCUGCGUCAACACUGUCCAGAUCUUGUUUGCGGAUUAUGGAUGGAAAAGUCAUGUCUCUCGCGCACUCAGCAAUAUCUUAACACAUCUACGAUUUUGAUGUCAGUCUACGGUGCAAUCUUUCGUAACAUAAUAUCCCCGGUAAUCGGAAUCAGCUUGGUAUUCAUUCACAAGGACGAGUUCAAUGCGCAAAUUUCAAGCUUAUGGCACAAUGUAGGCGUCCGACCGAUAGUAUACACGAUCAACUCGCCGAACGAAAAGCGAUACUUUCAGCAAGUAACGAAAACCCAAUAUCUAACGGAUUCUCUACGAUCGGAGCCGCAGGUGAUCUUUCGAGGGAAACGUAAGUAAAUGCAACUUUUUGGUGUACAAAAAGUAGCGUCAUCGAGUCAUACUAGUGUAGUUGAUGUGGCUAAAUCAUCAGCGUGAGAAACAGAGUGUAGGUAUUUCAUCAUUUCUAGCGGCCAUCUCAAUUUAUGCAUUUAUGAAAGCUUUACAGAGUUUUGAGUUCCUUUAUAUGCAGCCCAAUGAGUUUUGUUUUGCAAAAUGUAUAUUUAUUAUUUUAAAUUUAAGUUUUCUAAAACUAUUUAUUAUACACGGUAUUGCCGAAAGGUUUUCCGAACCAUCUAGUGAAGGUUAAACACCUGUGUGAAUCAAAAGAAGAUCUCAUCUUCAUCUAUUCUUCAUUGUCAUAUGUAAUCAAUCGAAACCGUACUAUACUCAUCCGGAUUAGAAUUUCGAGUACAUUUACAAAUCGAAAAAGUUUAGAUUUCAAGAUUUGAUUUGUCCACUGUGCAGCAAACAUAUUGAAAUGCUAUUAUUUUUCAAGCUGUCAAUUUAUACAUUUGUUUUGUAUCAAAAUAUAUGAAUAAAACGAUUUACAAAGCUGUAA
Aedes aegypti (yellow fever mosquito) is the source of this 1833-nucleotide messenger RNA. RefSeq names its product glycerophosphodiester phosphodiesterase 1. Gene Ontology annotation, molecular function: phosphoric diester hydrolase activity. Gene Ontology annotation, biological process: lipid metabolic process. The record is from RefSeq and is a predicted model, not a curated record. The transcript has 5 exons. NCBI's taxonomy places the organism in Eukaryota, Metazoa, Arthropoda, Insecta, Diptera, Culicidae. The coding region runs from base 249 to 1292 and encodes 347 amino acids.